AUGAAAGCUGAAACUGCCGAGGAGGUGGCUGCUGGUUUCCUGACAGGUCCCUACCGUUCCGAACGGGAGGUCAGUGAUCUGCUACAGACCGAUGACUGGUCUCUUUCGCCUCGCUUCCUCUUGAGGCAGGGGGAGGAUUCCAAGAUCCGGAUAAUCGACGACUUCAAGAUGUCAGCUGUGAACCGUGCAUUCGGUUCCUCGUCAUUCCUGGAGCUGCAGGACACUGAUUACGCGGUAGGCCUUUUAAGGUUCCUCUCCCGAGUGCUCCAAGAUCGUUCCAAAGUGCGAGUGCCACUCUCGGACGGCACCACCCUGGAGGGCGAGUGGUCACGGGAGAAUGCUCAGCUGCCCUGCACUCUUGGGGAAGACGCUAGACUUGAGCAAGGCAUACCGUCAGGCGACUGGGAAUUCUACCUAGCCAAGAGCUUGCCCUUCGGGGCUGCGGCCAGCGUGUAUGGCUUUAACAAGAUCGCCUUGGGCAUUCUUCACAUCAUGAUCGUAAAAUUCUUUGCCAUCGCUACGGAUUUCUACGACGAUUACACAAUCUACGAGUUUAAACCAGCUGCUUCUUUGCUUGACAAAGUCUUGAUGCGACUGCUUGAUCUCCUAGGUUGGACUUAUGCCAAGGCAGGGCGAAAAUUUGUGGCCUUCGACUCCAAAGUCGUGACUUUAGGGGUUUCGCUUGGUCUGGGGGAACUCUGGAGCGGGGUUCUCACUGUGGAGAACAAGCCCGGCCGUCUUGAGAAGAUUUCUCAGAUGCUCCGCACCAUCGCUUCGGGGAAAGAUGUCUCCAGGUCAGAAGUCGCUUCCUUGCAUGGCCUGCUGAACUUUGCAGGUGGCUUGAUUCUAGGGUUCGAGUUGAAGCCCACAGCCAGAAUGCUUUCGCGAGCCUUGUCAGGACCUUUCCUUGGCAACACGCCUGAGCUGAAGCAGGCUUGUGCUUUAGCCUUGGACGUUAUCGCGCAGUGCCGACCGAAGAGGUGCCCAGCAUCGAUUUCCCCGCCGAUCAUCUUGUAUACCGAUGGGGCAUACGAGAAAGGAAUUGGGACUUGGGGAGCGGUCUUGAUCGACGAGCUCUGA
Messenger RNA from Symbiodinium sp. CCMP2456, 1080 nucleotides. Lineage: Eukaryota; Dinophyceae; Suessiales; Symbiodiniaceae. The record is from the annotation of a GenBank genome assembly.